Podarcis muralis (Common wall lizard) is the source of this 5055-nucleotide messenger RNA. The record is from RefSeq and is a predicted model, not a curated record. Lineage: Eukaryota; Metazoa; Chordata; Lepidosauria; Squamata; Lacertidae.
AACUGUCAUUUUUAACGGCUUUUCUUUCUCUCUCUGUGUGAGAAGGAGAAUGGCUGCUGAGAGAGGCUUCUCAGGAUACCGGGGAGGACAUUGUUGUGUCCGUGUCAGCUGUCUGAAGUGAAAUGGACAGAGGAAGAUCGCCAAACAUUAAUAGGGAGAAACCUGUGCAGGGGGUCUCUGUAAGGAAGAGUGUGGAUCUACCUCAGGAACAAGCUGAGGGCAGGGAGUGACGAUCUACAUCAGAAACAAUCCAUCAGGGAGGAGACCAGCAGUGCCUCCUAUUCUCCAAGAGGUCGCUGUAGAGGCACCGUGCUGGGAGGAGAUGUUGAGGCAGCAGGACUGGCCUCUAAGGAGUGUGCUGCAGCCAUUGCUGCCACAAUGACAGCAGCAGCAGCAGGUGAUGUAUUUCUUGGAAGGCAGAUCUGCUGCCACUGUAGAUGCUGUCGCCAGAGGUGGCUGCCUCAUAUUGCCUCAUGGGAGGGCCGGCCCUGGCUACGCCUACUCUAGCAGAUGAGUGCCGUCCAACAAUUCAGGGCCAAAGAGUUCCUACCUAGCAACCUGGCUUCCCCGACACCCUCCUGUGUGGUUUCCAUGGAAGAAUCAAACUCUACAGCGGCAUCUGGUGUAGGCCGUUCUGUCUUGAAGGAAUUCGCCACCAUCUCUUCAAAAGGUUUCCCCGCCCCUUUCCUCCUCGCAUGAUUACGCAACCGCAAGAGUAUUUGCGGCGCGCGUGGGAUUCGAACCCAGCUCCCGGCGGAGAUGCAAUCGGCUGGACUUGCUUGGACGUUUCUGCGGACAGCUGCUCUCCGUUCCCUCCCCGUGGACUCAAGGGGUUAAGCGGAGAGAGCCGCCUGUUCCUAGAGAGGAUCAGAUAAAGAUAUGAGAGAUGGGGAAGUGCAAAAAAAAAAGCAAAAAGCGAACCUCCUUCCUGUGUGUUCCCCCUCCCCCGCCCCUUUCUGGAUUUGGGGGGAUUUAACGCCGCCUUGCAGAAAUUUGGGGUUUGCAGGAUUCGCAGAGGCUGCAAUGCAAAGGCUGCAAGGAGCGGCCUUUUCUCUUCCUGAACCUGACAUGCUCUCUCGACUUGACCCUGGAGAAGACCCAUGGGUUCCGGAUCUUUCCGCCAAAAAGGAGAGGGAGAUGCCGUUGGACAGUGGAGAAGAGUUUCCUGAUGUGAUCAUAAAAGUGGAACAGGAAGAGGAGCUGUGGCUUCCGGAGAAAUCAGAUCAAGGAGCGAAUCCACUGAACUCCUCUCUCCAAGAAAGAGAAACGGUAUCAUCGGGGUUUUCUGCUGUGAUAAUCAAGAAGGAAGAAGAUGACGAGCUUUGGGUGGUGUAUCACCAGGGCUCUGAGGAAAACGAAACAUCCCCACCUGCCCACUCAGAAGAGGGCCAUGGAAAAAGAUGCACGGAGGAGAAAGAGAACAAAUGCUCUGACUGCGGGAAAAGCUUCACGCAGAGGUCUAGCCUCGUCCGACACGAGAAGACGCACACGGGAGAGAAGCCCUAUGAAUGCGCAGAGUGCGGGAGGAGCUUUAGCCAGAGGUCGAUCCUGACCCGGCACGAGAGGACCCACACGGGAGAGAAGCCAUACAAAUGCUCAGAGUGCGGGAAGAAUUUCCGCCACAAGUCGGCGCUUUUGAGGCACGAGAAGAUGGAGGCCGGGGAGAGGCCGUACGAAUGCUCUCACUGCGGAAAGGGCUUCAUCCAGAGGUCCAACUUCCUCAUCCACGAGAGAAUCCACACCGGCGAGAAACCGUACCUGUGCUCCGACUGCGGGAAAAGCUUCGUCCAGAGGUGGCACCUGCUGGUACACGAGAUGACGCAUAAGCCUGAGCAGCCCUACCAGUGCACAAAGUGCGGGAAGAGAUUCAACCACAGCCUCAACCUCGUCGUCCACGAAAGGAGCCACGUGGGGGAGAAGGUGUACCCGUGCCCAGACUGCGAGAAGAGCUUCACGCAGAGGUCGAGCCUCGUACGGCACAAGAAGACCCACACGGGGGAGAAACCGCACCGGUGUGCCGAGUGCGGGAGGAGCUUCAGUCAGAGGUCAAUCCUGACCAGGCAUGAGAGGACCCACACGGGAGAGAAGCCGUACAAAUGCUCAGAGUGCGGGAAGAAUUUCCGCCACAAGUCGGCGCUUCUGAGGCACGAGAAGAUGGAAGCCGGGGAGAGGCCGUACAAGUGCUCGCACUGCGGAAAGGGCUUCAUCCAGAGGUCCAACUUCCUCAUCCACGAGAGGACCCACACGGGCGAGAAGCCCUACAAAUGCGCCGAGUGCGGGAAAGGCUUCGUUCAGAGGUCGCACCUUCAUGCCCACGAGGUAAUGCACAAGGAAGAAGAGUCCUUUCAGUGCUCAAAGUGCGGGAAGAGGUUCAACCACAGCUUGAGCCUCGUCAUCCACGAAAGAAGCCACACGGGAGAGAAACCGUACCCGUGCUCUGCCUGUGGGAAAAGCUUCGUUGACAAAUCGAGCCUGGUCAGACACGAGAGGGCCCAUCGAGGAGAGAAGCCAUAUGCGUGCUCCGACUGCGGGAAAAGGUUCAGCUAUAGGUCGGCCCUCCUCAGGCACAAGAAGACCCAAGCGGGAGGGAAGCCAUAUUGGUUUUCGGCCUGUGGAAAAAGUGUCAUCCAGAAAUUGAAGCACCUUGCGCACGAGAGAACUCACAACGGAGAGAGCCUGUACAAGUGCGCUUACUGUGGCCGGGCCUACAACUUGAAGUACAAGCUUCUCAUCCACGAGAGAGCCCACACCAGGAAGAAACCUUACCAGUGUUUGGAGUGCGAGAAGAGCUUCGGCCAGAGAUCCAACUUCAUUGUGCACCAGAGGACCCACACGGGGGAAAAGCCUCACAAGUGCUCCGAUUGCGGGAGGUGCUUCAACGAUGGGCGCAACCUCGUGAAGCACAAGAAGACCCACACGGGAGAGAAACCUUACCGGUGCCGCGCCUGCGGGAAAAGCUUCACGAACAAGUCGAGCCUCGUCGUGCACGAGAGGACUCACACCGGAGAAAAGCCGUACGGGUGCUCGGGUUGUGGGAAAGGCUUCACCAGCAAAUCGAGCCUGGUUAAGCACGAGAGAACUCACACGGGGGAGAAGCCGCACGCCUGCCCGGACUGCGGGAAAAGCUUCAUUCAGAGGUCGAACCUCCUCAGGCAUGAGAGGACCCACAAAGGGGAGAAAAUGAAUCCGUCCUCAGACGGUGGGGAAAGUUCCGGCGGCGACUCAGCCCUGACUAGAGACGUAGGGGCCCAGGCGGAAGAGAAACCCUAUAAAUGUUCCGAGUGCGGGAAAAGCUUCCACGAGAGACGGAACCUCGUCGUCCACGAGAGGACGCACACGGGGGAGAGGCCGUAUAAGUGCGCUCACUGCGGGAAAACCUUCACCAACAAAACGACUCUCGCCGUCCACAAGAGAACUCACACGGGGGAGAAGCCGUACGGAUGCCCCCGCUGCGGGAAAAGCUUCCCUUACAAGUCAAGCCUGAUCAAACACGAGAGGACCCACACGGGAGAGAAGCCCUACAAGUGCUCCAGCUGCGGGAAAGGGUUCAACCAGAGCGCCAACUUGCUCGCGCACGAGAGGACCCACACGGGAGAGAAGCCAUUCAAAUGCUCGGACUGCGGGAAAAGUUUCGGCGACCGGUCGAAUCUGAUCAGGCAUCAGAAAAGUCACACCGGAGAGCAACUCUAGAAAGACUCGUGCUUUGGCAGGGUAGGAAGAAACCUCACAGCGGAUUAUUUCCUGCUAGGUGCCAUAGGAAACAAUGCAGAAUAUACCACGACAGGCUUUAUCUUCCCGUUGGGUCAUGUGAUAGAGCUUUUUCUGGGCUGUACAAUUUUACACUGCUGUGGGGUAUUCACAUAGUUGAACAUUCCCUAAUUUGGGGACAGGAUCUUCCUGCACAUAGAGAAUUAGCACAUCAGUAAAAGGAACUUGGGCAUGUUAUGUUUCUAUCUACAGUGAAUUUUGCAUAUGGAGGAUCAGCACACACACACACACCAGGCCUCUAGCAGUCCAGUCUAGGGGGAAAAGCACUAAUUUCCUGGUGGCUAGUUAGUGUGAUCUUCAGUUCCUCACCCCACAGGCCUCAUCCUUGAGCUCUGCAUUCUUAAUACGUAUGUCCCGUUACCUUUCGCUUUUCUCGUUUUACUUCAUUGCAGUACCGCACUUCAGAACAAAAACUUUCUAACUCUUGCAGUGUUCCCACAGGCGAAUUAAUUGUAGGGGUAAAAGCGAAAGUUCACGGAGAACGCUUGGUUUGGCUGGUGACAUCAAAGAGCAUGGAAAACUAUUACAACAGUCCGUUCUUGCAGAUAUGAAAUUAGAUGUUUUCAGGGCAAAUCCUGCUCUGAUAAUUCUAUUCUGCAAUUGCCGGUCUUUUGCCAUCUGGAAGGUUCAUGUGCAGUCUGGGUCUCCUGGGCUGGCUAGUGGCACAAAGUCUGUGCCACCAUCUGAAAGCGAGGGAAGCCAUUCAAGUCAUAACAGGGUUUCAUCAAAGAAACACUUCCAGAUUUGGUUGAGGUGGCCAGUCCCCAUGGUCAGAUCCUGCCUGCGAGGAAGCGAUGGGACAGUUGCGAUAGUCCCCCACUUAAUGCGUCAUUGGUGUGUUGGUGUGGAAUCCCACAGAUCUGCUCUGGAACAGAUCCACUUUCAGAAUAUUCUCUGCUAAAGUAGAUCCAUUUUGGGGGUGGGUGACGGUGGGGCCGACUGAGAAUAUGCCCUUUCAAAUAUUUCAGCUUUCUUUUGCUGUCCAUUGAUAUAGGACAGAAGCUAUUCUGAACACCUGGAUUUAAAUUCAGUUUAACAGUCAGGGGUGGUGUGUAUGCCACAAUUCCUGAGAAGUACAUAAAAAAAAAUGCCAUCAGUCUCUAGAAGCAUCCAGCUUUCACAUUUUGGGUGUUGCUGAUGUUUAUUUUUUGUUGUUGUUAAGCUGGUAUUAUUCUCUGCUCUAUAUUUGAUUUGUUUUAUUGUAACUGGAAGCUGCCCAGGCAACUAUGUUAGUGGGCAGCUUACGAAUAUUAUUGCUCAAAUAAACAUUUUUUUAAAAUAGAAAAA